Messenger RNA from Cooperia oncophora, 312 nucleotides. Lineage: Eukaryota; Metazoa; Nematoda; Chromadorea; Rhabditida; Trichostrongylidae. The record is from the annotation of a GenBank genome assembly.
AUGCCUACGUUAUCCUGCAGUAGUGAUUCAAACAAAUCCCCCAUCACAUUAGCUGAAUUGAACACACGUGGCUUGAGAAUUGAUGACGAACACAUCAUUUAUACUUUCCCAGACACGCGCAAUUGUGCUUCAGAAAAAGCCACUUUCAGGGUACCAAACCUUCUGGUAAAGUCCCAACGUCGCAUAGCUCAAGCGAAGCGUUUCGUCAUCGGAAGUGAAGAAAAACGUCACCCGCAGUUCAUUACUAUGAACUCAAUACCAACAGUGACGUUUGCGUUCUUCAACAAAGCCCCAAAAAUGUCGUUCUCAUAA